CUGAUUACGACUUCGGAGAUUCAGUUAUUGAAGGCGGUAGCAAAUUCAUUUUCGUUUAAACUUAAUGCAGCAAGUUAUUUGUUCCUUUUUUUUUCUAGUAGAAUAAUGCAUUAUCUUAGUUCGCAUGUUGAGAAUUUUUUAUAAAUUUGCUAUUGUGCCCAAGAUUUUAUUUAAUAUACGUUCAGUGUGUAUGAAGAUGACGAAAAAUACUGAACAAAUUAGAACUGGUAAGAUUGCCUGCACGAAUAAAGAAUUGGGCCUCGCAAUUACUUUGAAUGGUGGACAAAGUUUCAGAUGGCUGGCACAUAAAGGUGGUGAGGAAUUUAGAGGAGUGUUUGCAGGACAUGUUUGGACUCUCUCUCAAGAUGAAAAUUACAUUACUUAUACAGUUCAUGGUCCAGUGAAGGAAGACAUAAAUUAUGAAACAAUACUUUGGGAGUAUUUUCGUCUUGAAUUUUCUUUGGAAGAAAACCUGAUCAAAUGGUCAGCUUCAGAUAAGAAUUUUAAAAAAUCUUGUAAAACUGUGGAAGGAGUUAGAAUUUUAAAACAAGAUCCUGUUGAGAACAUCUUUUGUUUUAUAUGCAGUUCAAAUAACAAUAUUAUCCGUAUAUCAAGCAUGGUAGAAAAAUUGUGUCGUUUCUUUGGCAAGAAAUUAUGCGAAGUUGAUGGUAAAGAGUAUUAUGAUUUUCCCACUAUAGAAUCUUUAACAAAUGAAAAAGUUGAGUUAACUUUAAGAAAGGAAAACUUUGGAUACCGUGCUGCUUACAUAGCAAAUACUGCCAAACGACUAAUGGAAGUAGGUGGUCGAAAAUGGUUAAUGCAAUUGUGUAAAGCAAAUAAUAUUUCCUAUACUGAUGCCAGAGAACAGCUUUUAUCACUGCCAGGAGUUGGACCAAAGGUUGCAGAUUGUGUUUGUCUAAUGUCACUUGGUCAUUUAGAAGCUAUUCCAGUAGAUACUCAUAUUUUUCAAGUGGCACAAGCAAACUACUUACCUCACCUGGGAAAGCAAAAAACUGUCACACCCAAGAUACACAAAGAAGUAAGCGAUCAUUUGCGACAACUAUGGGGCCCAUUAGCAGGUUGGGCUCAAGCUGUUGUAUUUUGUGCUAAAAUAAAUAGCGAAUCCCGUACUUUAACUGGACACAAGCGUGGGAAUUCUGAGACGAAUAGUGUCAAAAGAAAAAGUAAACAAAAGUGAUAUUAAAAUAAUUUUUAAUCUUUAUAUUGUUCAAGGUUCGCACGUUGUAUUACAUUUUUUAUCAAAUAAAAUUACACCAACAUAA
Molecule: messenger RNA, 1283 nt
Organism: Cephus cinctus (wheat stem sawfly)
Lineage: Eukaryota; Metazoa; Arthropoda; Insecta; Hymenoptera; Cephidae
Gene: Ogg1
Product: N-glycosylase/DNA lyase
Exons: 3
Coding region: 125-1198 (357 amino acids)
Biological process (GO): base-excision repair, AP site formation; nucleotide-excision repair; base-excision repair
Cellular component (GO): nucleus
Molecular function (GO): 8-oxo-7,8-dihydroguanine DNA N-glycosylase activity; damaged DNA binding
Source: RefSeq, a predicted model, not a curated record